CGAGAAGACAGCGGCGGGGUCCGGGCUGCCCAUCUCCGCCAAACCCAAGGAGCGGGGACAGCACCUGAACCUUUACGGGCGCAUCACGCGGACGGACGGCGUCCGAGAAGAUGGCGGGCUUGCGCCCUCACAUUCCAUCUCGUCUUUCCUUCCCAGGCCACGGUUCUCACGGAGACGAGGGUCCGGACUCGCCGGGAACAAGCCCGCCUGCAGGUCCGGCCCGACCCGAGCGCCCACGCCAGGAGCAACCUUUUCACAGACGUCCACAGGCCGAUUCCAAACUUCGUGUGAGCCUGCGAAGGACCCGAGACCAGCGAAACAGCUCCGGGGAAGAGGGUCGCGUGGGGCAGCUCGCCCGGCCGGACCCCGAGACCCACCGCGCAGCCCCCCAGAGCCCGGACCGCGGGCCGUGAGCGUGAGGACCGCCCCCGAGACGGGAGCGGGAG
Messenger RNA from Phyllostomus hastatus (greater spear-nosed bat), 446 nucleotides. Its product is annotated as balbiani ring protein 6-like. The record is from RefSeq and is a predicted model, not a curated record. The transcript has 2 exons. Bases 111 to 413 code for a protein of 100 amino acids. Lineage: Eukaryota; Metazoa; Chordata; Mammalia; Chiroptera; Phyllostomidae.